AUGAUUCCGACACCGUCAACAUCGCAUCUGACCAAGGAAGAUUUCCGAAAAGUCUACGAGCCUGCAGAAGACACCUUCAUCCUGCUGGACGCCCUGGAAGCCGAUGCGGAGGCUCUCACCCGCUCCCUCUCCGCGCCUCUCUGUGUCGAGAUAGGCUCUGGUAGCGGCAUCGUCACCACCUUCCUCUCGCAGAUCUUUGGUUCGAAUACAGGUACAUACAUCGCCAUCGACCUCAAUCCGCACGCGAAUCGGUGCACGGUAACCACAGGUAAAGCGAACGGCGUCCACAUCGAGGCGAUACGAACAUCACUCCUUUCCGGCCUACGCUCAAGAUUACGGGGCAACGUGGACGUGCUGCUGUUCAACCCACCCUAUGUACCGACGGAGGAAGAGGAGGAGGCAAUGGCGCAGGGUAAAGCGGGGAUCGAGGGGUCCUGGGCGGGCGGCGCGACUGGCACAAGGCUGGUCGACGAGCUAAUAGACGAUGGGGUGAUCAGCGAUGUGUUGGCGGAAGGUGGGAGGUGCUAUCUCGUUGCUAUCAAGCAGAACGACCCACAGGGACUGGUGAGGAGGCUGAAGGUGCAAGGUUUGGAGGCCGAGGUGGUGCUCGCCAGACGAGCGGGUGGCGAGCAUUUGCAUGUCGUUCGAGCUAUCAAGCCGUAG
Molecule: messenger RNA, 663 nt
Organism: Kalmanozyma brasiliensis GHG001
Lineage: Eukaryota; Fungi; Basidiomycota; Ustilaginomycetes; Ustilaginales
Product: Eukaryotic/archaeal PrmC-related
Exons: 1
Coding region: 1-663 (220 amino acids)
Biological process (GO): methylation
Cellular component (GO): eRF1 methyltransferase complex
Molecular function (GO): S-adenosylmethionine-dependent methyltransferase activity; protein methyltransferase activity; nucleic acid binding
Source: RefSeq, a predicted model, not a curated record